This is a messenger RNA of Silurus meridionalis, 4745 nucleotides long. RefSeq lists its product as uncharacterized. The transcript is spliced from 2 exons. NCBI's taxonomy places the organism in Eukaryota, Metazoa, Chordata, Actinopteri, Siluriformes, Siluridae. The record is from RefSeq and is a predicted model, not a curated record. The coding region runs from base 856 to 1392 and encodes 178 amino acids.
UCUUACAUGUCCAGCUUUUUUCAUCAUAUGAGAUCAUAGAGAUUAUAUAUAGAAGUAAAUAAAUAUUCAGCAGGUUAUGGAGCAUAACUAUGAAGUAGAAGAUCUAUAAUGAAUGUUGUAGGUAGUUCAGAUGCCUCUGUAGAUGAAUGACUCAUCCAAGGAGAAUAUUUGGUGCUUCUGUGAUUAUUUUGGUGGCAUGUAGUGGUUCUGACUCUCAGGGGAGAUGAGCUCGGAUAAUUGCGGUUCUAAUGAGCGGCUCGGAUCUGAAUAGCAGGCAGAGGGUCAGUGCGUCUAAAACGCGUGCACGCGCUGACCUUCCCCCUGCACCAGACGUUUUCAGGAGGAACGCACGCGAUUUGUCUGAUAGCCGGCGACCCACAAUUCAGCGCGAGCGCCACGGCUAUUUGUCAGAAUCAAUUUUCAGAAGGGAUGCUCUUUAUUUUUUUUUUAACGUUUUUGUAUGCUGACGUAGACGGGACUGCAUGCAGGACGUGCCCGCGCGUAAACCGAAAUAUUCGAGGAGGAUGAUGAGGAGGAGGAGGAUGAGGAGGAGGAUGAGGGUGAUGAGGAUUGCAUUGAACGGGACAGCCGGCGACGUCAGCGAUCGAUCCUCUGUAGCUCGUUUAUGAUGUGAGACGAGCGGCUGCACUUUCGCAGAGACGGCAAAAAAAGGGGGAGGAGGAUCUCUCGCGUGUUCCGCGCGCGUUCGCGACAAUCAGCCGAAAGAUCUCGAGUGUGUCAAGCGUCCGUGCAUCGCUGAAAUUUUGUAUUUUUUUUUUCUAAUAUAUUUUUUCAUUAUUAUUAUUUUUUUUGGAGGUGGUCUUCAAAGCUCGCACCAGAAAACGGACCGAAAGCAUGCGCCAGUUCGCGUUGGACGUCGCGAAGCUCGUGAGCGUGUACGCGGUGUGCGCGUGCGAGGCGUCGCGCGGCUGCGGGGAGUUGCAGUGCGGCGCGCGCGCCAACGGCAGCGCCGCGUCGUCGGGCUGCUGCGACGUGCCCGCGCGCACCUUCGCCGAGCACGCGAGCUGGCUCGCGCGGAAGCUCUCCGGGCUCCUCAUCCUGCUCGCCCUGUUCGCCGUGGGCUACUUCGUGCAGCGGCUCGUGUGCCCGCGCCACCGCCGGCGCGGCCGCGCGCAACCCGAGCCCGAAUCGCUGCUCGGCGCGCGCGCCACCGCGUCGCAGGACGCGCUCCUGGAGCGCCUCGAGGACGGCGGAGCUGACGGCGGGGUGGAUGGCUUCGCGUCGCCCGUCCUGCAGCCGCCGGCCUACGACGAGGUCAAAGACCUGCCUUCCUACGAGGAGAGUGUGCGCGCCGCCGCGGGAAGCGUCAGGCCCCAAGGAGCGAGCCGGGAGAGACCUGAAGCCGCACGGAUUUUCAGAAACUCUGUUUGACGUCAUCCCUCAAUUGUCCUUAGACUAUAAACACAACUCAUUGAACUGAAUUAUUCAAGUGCAAUUAUACAGUUCGUGAUGAAGGGGUGUCUUAGGUGAGUCCCACACAUGGCCCUGAACUUUUCUAGAGUCCUUUUUUUACACACUAUUUAUAAGAGACUCUCUGCAGACUGUCUAUAUUUCUAAGGAUUUCUGAAUUGAAGAAGGUGAAUAGCUGUGGAAUGACAUUUACAGCGAAUGUAACCGGGAUAAAUGAUAUAACAAACAUCACAAACACUCAUCACUACUAAUACCAGAUGCAGAUUUAUCUCAUAGGCCGGAGACUGUGAAACUGUCAUAUGCCUCAUAUACACAUAUGACUGUUUUUUUUUAUGCACAAUCAUAUAUGGAGGAAAAAUACUUGAUCAGGACUCACCUGGGGUAGACCACUUCACAACACUCUACCCAGCUGUGCAGGAGGCUAUAAUACCAAGGUACACAUCUGGGGACAUGGAGGCAAAUUGAGUUCAGCUGACGUAGGAAACCAUGUAAAUCAACCAAAGAAUGUAUCUUUGUUUCGUGCAGAUGUGUAACACAAGCUAGGAAUUUGAUUUCUAUUUCCAGCCUCUGUGUUUAAUAAGGUGUAGUGCGAGACUAUUCUUUUACAUCCCGAGUGCAAUAAAGCACUACAAUAAAAAUAGUCGACGCCGUUCCUGAUUCGAGGCCUGUGGUUUCCUGCAGUUCAUUAAUCCGAUUCUGUGCGUCCCGUAUCGUUUUUCGCAAAUGUUUGAUUGUAUCCACCGGCGGCAGGCCGUUAAUGCACGAGGCUUUAACGUAAACGCAUUACUCGGGAUACGUGGUCAUUAGGUUACAAGAUCUGAUGCGUAAAUACGGGCUUGGCGAUUAAAUAUCCAUAUCAAACUUCCUCUGUCAACAGACGAUUCGGCCCAGCAACACAGGUUAUUCAAUAUGGGUCUUGCUGGUCGAAUAGAGGGAGGGGGGGAAACAAAUCUGAGCCCAGAUCAAUGGGCAUUAUGGGGCUAUAAGAAGAGCAGGACUUUUUGGUGUUCGGGCUGCUUUUUGGAGACUCGAUACAAUCCGUUGGAAAACAGCUCGGAAGUGUUUUCAUCAUAAAUGAUGAAUUAGUGCUAUUUUUGCACACACCUUGAGCGAUGGAGACACUUGUUAAUGGACUGACCACCAAAACCGAGAUCAGAGUCUUUGACCUCUAGUGCCCCAGCGGGACCGCGUGUGCACUUAGGACAAGGUUUUACAGAAAGUGCGCUCCUCGUUGAGUCAUAUCUGGCCUGUCGAUAGCCAUUCCAUCAUUCAUGCAUUAAGACGCUCCUUUCUGACAUUCAAGAUUUCUCAGAAGCGGAUUCACAACUUUCGCAAACAAGCGCAACGGCUUCCACAAUCAACGUGUCCAUUCCUAAAGACGGAGUGGACAGUGCAUGCGUCGAUUGGCAUGAUCGUUUUAUUUUAUCAUUUAUCCCAUCUGAGGCGUGCUGUGUGCGAAGCUUCCUGUUAAACGAUCAUCUAUUUAACCUGCUCAACUGGUUAGAACAUUAAAAACUGUAGUUACUCCGGGAUUUCACAUCAUAAAAUCCCAUUGCUCAGAGAAUCCACAGGUCAAGGAACUGUUUAAACAUGGAUGCGUUUCCUGAUUUACACGCACACUUUUAAAUUCAGUCAAGGCAAUAAUCUGAUUAAUGUAUGUAAGACUCACUAAAUGACUGGCUACAGAGUCCUGCACUGAUUUUCUUUUCCUAACGGCAGAAACAGCACGCCAUGAAAACAACAAUCUACAGGGUUACUUCUAUACAUUUCUAUUCAGGAUGACUCCGCCCACUCACACAGAGCACAAGUGGCCAUUGCAUUAUUUGUAUUUCUUUAAAAAAAGGGGGAAACAUGAACAGGGUCGCUCCAGUACAGUUCCAGAGACUUGAAGCAUCGACACAAAGGAGCUUUUAAGCAAAAUCACGGUUGUGUUGUUGUUGUUUUUUUGUCUUUAAUUUCCCACAUUUUAUUGUAUUUUCUUUUUUCUGCUCGCUAUCCGAGACCACUCAUUUUGCAUAUUUUAUGUAACGAACAUUUACACUACACCUCGAACCAUUAUAUCUUUUUAAGGCACAGUUUGUCUUUGCUUAGUUCAGGCUUCCUUUCACAAAUAAAUGGCAAAAUGAACGUUUAUUAAAACGCUUCGCUGCCAGAACAUAUAUAAACCGCACAAUCAAAACCUAUGCAGCAUCGGCCGGAUUUGUACGAUCGCAUGCUACAUAUUUGACUUUGGCAUAAGCCGUGCCGUUUUCCUGGUGUUUAUACUUUCACAAGCUGAUCGUUCUGUUCAAAGCAAGUUUUUUUUCUAAAUCUAAAUUGUGUAGAUCGACACUGGACACUUGGGGGGGAUUAAAACAUCUGGAUUUGGAUUAGGGAGAUUUACUGUGAAAGCACUGAUCCACAGAAGGAGUUGUUUUAAUGUUAGAAGAAAUCAUGUUAAAAAUAUUAAAGAAAGAAAUAAUACACAUCCAGAUGUUUACAUGAUGUUUACACUGUAUGAUUACGAUCAUGUGUUUGCUGUUGAAUGUCAUAAAAGAGCAUACGAGGUCGUAAUGCCAAGUAACAGAUGACCGAUUUGCGACCAAAGAUGGCCAACGAUGGAGAGCAAACAAGGAAUAGCUUAAAAAAAUGUAUAAAAAAAAAACCACAAUAUGAUCUCAAGCUCACUUUGAAAAAUGUUUCAAUCGAUGUGAACGCAUUUUCUGCACAAACCCAGUUACAUGACGUAGUCAUUUCCUUUUAAUGCACAUCUGUCACUGGAGGAUCUCCAAUGUAUAACCUGACAUGGACUACACUAUAUGGACAAAACUAUUGAGAUCCCUGAUGAACAUAUGUGGCCAAACCAUAACCACCAAACAUGGAGGCAUGUUUUCUAGGAUGUCUUUAGCAUGUCUAUUGCUUUUAUUCGAACUAGGACACCCAAACCUAUGACAGUGCACAAAGCCAGCUCCAUGAAGAUAUGUUUUCCAUGGGUUGGACUGGAAGAGCUUUCGUGUCCUGCUAUAGAGCUCUGACCUCAACCCUACGGAACAAUUUUGGCAUGAAUUGGAUCGCCGAAUGCAACCCCAGGCCUCCUCACCCAUCAUCAGUAUUUGACUUCACUAACACCACUGUGGCUGAAUGAGCACCAUCUCCACAAGCACACUCCAAAAUCUAGUGGAACAUCUUCCCAGAAGAGUGGAGGGUAAUAUAAGAGCAAAAUUGGAAUGAGUGUGGAACAGGAUGCUCAGAAAGCACAUACGUUCAGGUGUGCGCAAAUUUUUGUCCGUUAUAGUACACGCAGUGUGUUAAAUAAAGAAGGAUUUUCAAGAUUU